UUGUAGGUCAUGCAGGUGCAGGGAAAUCCACGCUUGUUGAGACUAUCAAAAAAGAAGGAUUUUUCAACCUUUUCAGCACAUCAACUGUAGCACCUCACACUGCAGGCAUUAUUCCAAGUACUUAUGACAGUAGUGCUUAUGGAAGAAUGAUACUCUAUGAUUUUGCAGGUGAUUCUGAGUACUACUCCUCACAUGCUGCAAUUAUGGAGUCAAUCAACGCAUCGAAAGGAAGUAAUAUUUAUUUGAUACUUUGUGACUUGAGUAAAGGCGAAGAAGCUGCUGUCACUAAAUACAGCUACUGGCUUUCAUUUCUAUCAUACAAUAUUACGCAAUUCUCAAACACAAUUAUCUUACCAGUGGGAAGCCAUGCUGAUGUAAUUAACAAAGUGUUAAUUAAACAAACUUUAUGUGUGCUUGACAGCGUAUCCCAAACUUUCUGUAGCAGCUCCAACAUUGAUGAUUUACACAUAGAACAAAGUGUUGCUCUUGAUUGUCGUAAACGAGGGACUGUAGUGAAUGACAUAAAGGAACUCGCAAAUAAAUUAUCCAAAUUAGUAUCCCCUAUCGGACUUUCCCCGGAGACAAGCACUCUCUUGGGAUUGUUGAAAAAAGACUUUGAACAUGUUCCAGCUUGCAAAGUAAGCCUCCUUAUCUCUCACAUUGAAGAGACUGGACUUCCACUGCCACUAACUUCUUCAUCACUCUACAAUCUCAUAAGAGAGUUACUUGAUUUGGGUCUGCUAAUGGUGAUAGAGAGAGAAGGGGAUUCCAUUGAGAACCACAUAAUCAUUCUCAAGAUAUCAACCUUCACAUCAGAUGUACACAAUAAACUGUUUUCAAAGUCUGCUAAAGCGGACCUCACCAAGCCCAUCGAUCAACUCAAGCUCAGCGUAGGCAUUAUUCCAGAAUUAUUACUGGAGAGAGUGCUACCAGAUUACAUCACAAAAGAAAGUCUACUUAAACUGCAGUACUGUCAUGAAAUCGAGAAUUUGAACGUGGAAGAGGACUACACUCUUUCUCAAAUCACUUCUGAGACACUACCAACAGAAAGUGCCGCUAAACAGAAAUCUCAUCUAUUUUUCCCUGCUCUAUGUGAUCUCAAGCUUGAGGAAAUUCAAUGGCCAAAAUCAGAAGGUGAUAAGAUUACUUUGGGAUGGUGUGCUAAAUGUGAUUGUGACAGAUUUGGGAAGAGAUUUGACUUCUUCCCAACACGAUUUCUACAUGUGCUUAUCGUUCACCUCUCUCACAACUUUGCAUUAAAGCAAGACCUACCAAGAAGCCACAUACUCUCAACUACAACUUCGAAUUCUUUGAUCGCAGAGGUAUAUGCUGCUAAUCCUCGCUGUCGUGUCUGGUCAACUGGUCUGCAUUGGCUUAUGAAGAAUGGAGUGGAGGUUUUUGUCGAUAUGCCUAAAGAUGCAGAUAGUAAAGAGUUGAUUGUACUAACAAGGAGUGACGUCCAAAAUCAAGUCAAAUGUUCCAAAACUCUGCAACUAGUUAUUCAAAAGGUCGUUGAAGCAAAAAUAGAGUUCUGUGCUGGUAUAGUGCCAACUGUUUACCUUCUUGAUCCAGGCAACCUCAAGGAUGAGCCUUUUACAAAUGCUAGAAGUGCACCUAAAUAUGCUCUUAGAGAUAUCGAAGAAGCAUUAGCAGAAGGCACUGAGCGAGUCAUGGAUAAAGAAGGACAAUGCUUCUCCUCUCCGAUCAAAGAUUGGAUCUGCCCAACAAGUUGGGCCAUAUCUUACUUGAAAUUGUUGUUUCCGAUGGAUACCUUCUUGGUUCGCUCUGCUUUGAAAGGAGUAUUAGGUGCUCAAUGGAAACUGCUAGGACUAAAUCUUUUAAUCCCUUGGAUCGAACUAGAUGACAUCGACAAUGAAGCAACCUUUCCUGGUGGCAUUGCUAAGAAAGAAGAAGUACUUCGACUGUGGUUGUCUCAGGAACCAACCUGGAAAAUUUUGGCAGAGGCUCUCAGUCAACCUUCAAUUGGAUUGUCCCAGAAAGCAAAUCAAAUCUCACAAGAACACAAUGUGCCUCUACAAGAGAAAAUUCUCGAAAGCAAUUCAUCCGCCCGUCCUGACGAGGACUUUCUUCAAUCUUUUGCUGCCACCAUUGGCUCUCGUUGGCAGUGUCUUGCUUCUCCCCUCUCCCUCACUUCUAAAGACAUUGUGAGCAUCAAGAGAGAGACAAGAGGAGCAGAGCCGACCAGACAAGCACUCGUCAUGUUACAGAAGUGGGCAGCCAGGGAGACGGCAACUUAUGGUCAGUUGAGAGAGAGACUCCAUACACUCUCAGUGUUUCAUAUCUGAUAACUUUAGUAUUAUGCAUCACAAUGAACACGUAAAUUUGUAGUUACGUUCGAUUGCACCUGUAUUACUAUAUAUACGUCACCGUGUUUGU
This is a messenger RNA of Halichondria panicea, 2397 nucleotides long. RefSeq lists its product as uncharacterized. The record is from RefSeq and is a predicted model, not a curated record. Gene Ontology annotation, biological process: signal transduction. The transcript is spliced from 3 exons. The coding region runs from base 147 to 2306 and encodes 719 amino acids. Gene Ontology annotation, molecular function: protein binding. NCBI's taxonomy places the organism in Eukaryota, Metazoa, Porifera, Demospongiae, Suberitida, Halichondriidae.